GAGAGUCCAGGAAGAGAGAAAUGGCUACUGCAACUGCCAUUAUCAGUAAACUCUACUGUUCGGCCUCACAAGUAAUCCUCACUGUGAGGAGAAGACCUCGUGUUGUUAAUGGAGGAGGUUUUGUAGUCACGGAUUGUAGCCAGAAGAUUAUUUUCAAGGUAGAUGACUGUGGAACUCUAGGCACAAAAGGAGAAGUGAUCCUGAGAGAUGCUGAAGGAGAACCAGUACUUCUAAUUCGCCGGAAGGAAGGCAUGUUUCAAGCACUAGGAAUUCAUAGGCAAUGGAAGGGUUACAUGGUGGACUAUGAAGGGGCAGAGAAGUUGGUUUUCAGCUUAAAAGAGCCACACUCUUUCCAUGCAAGGAACAAUUCCAUUAGAGUAAACGUUGGAUCUAAGCGAUACAACGUGAACAAGGAUUGGGAUUUUGAGGUUAGGGGUUUUUUCCCUGAUAAAGCUUGUGCCAUUAUCGAUUCCACAGGAAACACAGUUGCGAAGGUUGAAGUACAGAAGGAGGUUCAGUUGAUGAUGGUAAGCAAGGAUCUCUAUCAGGUGGUGGUGCAACCGGGAUUUGAUCAAGCUUUUGUUUUCGGGGUAAUUGCUGUUCUUGACAAUAUCUAUGACAAAACUACUCAGUGUUGAUCAGGCUUUGAGAUGAAGGACAAGGAGUCUACCACAAUUAACUUAAGCAACUCUGUUAAAUGGUAAACAAGACCACACUGCAGAUACCAUCUCUUGAGUGAAUCAUUCACUGAAGCUGUAAAAGACAUUAAGAUUUUGUGAUUGUUCCAGGUGUAAAGUUAUAUGUUCAUUUUUCUCAGUUGGAGUGGAGUU
Molecule: messenger RNA, 830 nt
Organism: Macadamia integrifolia
Lineage: Eukaryota; Viridiplantae; Streptophyta; Magnoliopsida; Proteales; Proteaceae
Product: protein LURP-one-related 6-like
Exons: 3
Coding region: 21-638 (205 amino acids)
Source: RefSeq, a predicted model, not a curated record